Molecule: messenger RNA, 1689 nt
Organism: Daldinia decipiens
Lineage: Eukaryota; Fungi; Ascomycota; Sordariomycetes; Xylariales; Hypoxylaceae
Product: FAD/NAD(P)-binding domain-containing protein
Exons: 5
Coding region: 1-1689 (562 amino acids)
Molecular function (GO): oxidoreductase activity
Source: RefSeq, a predicted model, not a curated record
AUGGAUGCUUACUCGAUCUCUUUCACUAGCGUUUCCCAACGAAGCUUCUCACGAGUCUGGAGAGACCUCAAGUCCUGCCGCCAGUACAGCAUCGUAGAGAUGACCGAAGACUUCUCGGAGACACCAAGCUUAGGGCAGAGGAUAGGAGAGGUACAAUCCGACCCUAGUGAAGCUCUUGGGUUUAUCAUUCUCCUCAUAGUGCUACGUCGAGCGCGGAGUUCCGGCCGCAAGCCUCAUGUCGCGGUCAUUGGUGCGGGUUUGGCUGGGCUACGUUGCACGGAUAUCCUCCUUCAGCAUGGCUUCGAGGUAACUUUGAUCGAAGGCCGAAAUCGACUAGGGGGUCGUGUACACCAGUCAACCUUGCCAUCGGGACACAAAGUGGAUUCUGGACCCAAUUGGAUCCAUGGUAGUAACGAAAAUCCCAUCUUAGACCUUGCCAAAGAAACCAAGACUGUGGUUGGAAAGUGGGAAGAGAAAAGCUCCGUCUUUGAUGAUGAUGGCAAACAGGUCCCUCUGUCCGAUGCCAUGGUCUACUCGACGAUUAUGUGGGACGUUGUGGGAGAUGCGUUUGCCUAUAGCAAUAAGAAUUCUGCCACGAUAAGUCCUGACGAAAGUCUCUGGGAUUUCUUCGAGAGGGAGGUUCCCAAAAGGAUACCAGACAGCGAUGCAAACUUCGAGAAGAAGAGAAAUAUUGUGUACCAACUUGCGGGCCAGUGGGGAGCAUUCGUGGGAAGCCACAUUUUCUCGCAAAGCUUGAAGUUCUUCUGGUUGGAAGAGUGUAUAGAUGGCGAGAAUCUGUUCGUCGCAGGUACCUAUGAGAAGAUUCUCCAGCUUGUCGCAAAGCCAGCUGUUGAAGGAGCAAAGAUCAAAUACGAGACCAUCGUCAAUAAAAUACAGACUACCAACGACGACGGUGGGAUGUUAAAAGUCCACACCGAGAGCGGUGAAAAUCUGGAAUUUGAUGAAGUUGUUCUUACUGCACCGCUCGGCUGGUUAAAACAGCAUUCUGAUGCCUUUGAGCCAGCUCUUCCCUCAAGAUUGGCCAAAGCUAUCAAAAGUAUAGGAUAUGGCUGUCUUGAGAAGACCUAUAUCAGCUUCCCGAAAGCCUUCUGGGUUUCUGCCCAGCCCAAGGAUAGUAAAGUCCAGGGAUUCUGCCAAAUGCUUGCCCCAAGCUAUGCGACCGAGUCGAAUCCGCACAAGUGGAAUCAAGAAUUCGUCGAAUUGGCUUCUCUGGAUCCCUCUGCGGCCCACCCGACCCUUCUUUAUUAUUUCUACGGUGAUCAGUCAAAAUUCAUCACUAGCGAGCUGGCAAAACUUCACUCGAAGGAGAAGCAGGACGCAUUCCUAAUUGGUUGGUUUAAGCCGUAUUAUUCACGUCUCCCGUAUUAUGACGAAAACUCUCCGGACUGUCAGCCGAUAGGCUGCUACGCAACCCAGUGGCUCAACGAUGACCUUGCAGGCAACGGCAGUUACAGCAAUUUUCAAGUAGGUCUCGAGGAAGGUGAUGUGGAUAUCAAAACCAUGAGAGAGGGCAUUCCAAGCCGAGGUCUCUGGCUGGCCGGUGAACACACGGCACCUUUCGUAGCCCUGGGAACAGCCACUGGUGCAUAUUGGAGUGGCGAAUCAGUUGGGAAGAGGAUCGCCCAGGCUUACUCCAGAGGAGAAGGCGGUGUUAUGGUUUUAAACUAA